GGAAGCAAAACACACUGCCAUGUGUGUACCUAUGCAGCUGUCUUGCAUGUUCUGCACAUGUACCCCAAAACCUAAAAUGCAAUAAAAAAUUUAAAAAAAAAUGGCACCUUCUCACUCUCUAUUCUCUUAUUCUACUUCAUUCCUCUUUAAAGCACUUCUUACCAUCUGACCUAUCUUGUAUACACACUUUCGGAUUUCUUCACUGGCUGCUCCCGCUCUCCCCUAUGCAAGCUCCAUGAGAGCAGAGACUGUUUUGUUCAUUGCUGCAUCUCUCUCUUAAAAUAGUUCUUGGCCUAAGUGGCAUGCAGGUGAGUAUUGCAUGCGUGAAUGAGACAAUAAUGGGCCCAAAUUCUUCUUGAAAGUUCCUCAAUCUUAAGGCUAGUUUACUAUCACCAUAUUUCUUGGUUUCUUCACCAUUAUUGACUCACUGUAUCUCUGUCUCGUUUGUGGGCAUACCUUGGAAAUAUUGCAAGUUCAGUUCCAGACUACUCAAAUAAAGCAAACAUUGCAAUAAAGAGAGUCACACAAUUUUUUGGUUUUGCAAAAAACAUGAUGAAAGUCAUGUUUACACUAAAUUGUAGUCUAUUAAGAGUACAAUUGCAUUAUGUCUAAAAAUACCAAUGUGCAUCCCUUAGUUUAAAAUAAUUUAUCAAUAAAAAUGCUACUGAUCAUCUGAGCCUUCAGUGAGUUGUAAUGUUUUUGUUGAUUGGGUGGGUGGGGUCCUGCCUCUAUGUUGAUUGCUACUGACAGAUCAGGGUGGUGGGUACUGAAGGUUGGAGUGUCUGUGACAAUUUUUUUUUCUUGAGAUGGAGUCUCACUCUGUUGCCCAGGCUGGAGUGCAGUGACAGGAUAUCAGCCCACUGCAACCUCUGCCUCGUGGGUUCAAGUGAUUAUUUUGCCUCAGCCUCCCAAGUAGCUGGGAUUAUAGGCACCCAACAACACACCUGGCUAAUUUUGUAUUUUCAAUAGAGUCAGGGUUUCACCAUGUUGGCCUCAAAUUCCUGACCUCAGGUGAUCCACCCACCUCAGCCUCCCAAAGUGCUGGGAUUACAGCAUAAGCCACUGCGCCCUACCAGCAAUUUCUUAAAAUAAGACAAUGGUGAAGUCUGCCACAUCUACUGACUCUUGCUUUCAUGAAAAAUUUCUCUGUGGCAUGUAACACUGACAGAAAUUUACCCACAGUAGAACUUCUUUCAAAAUUAGAGUCAAUUCUCUCAAACCCUGCUGCUUCUAUAGCAACUAAGUUUAUUGAAUAUUCUAAAUCUUUUGUUGUCAUUUCAAUAAUGUUCAUAGUAUCUUCACCAGGAGGAGAUUUCAUCUCAAAAAAAAUUGCACAUUUUUUGCGCAUCCAGAAAAAUCAAGUCCUCAUUUCUUCACGUUGUCAUUAGAUUGCAGCAAUUCAGUCACAUCUUUAGGCUCCACUUCAAAUUCUAGUUUCCUUGCUCUUUCUACCAUAUCUGCAGUUAUUUCUCCCACUGAAGCCUUGAACUCCUUAAAGCUAUCCAUGAUCAUUUUAAUCAACUUCUUCCAAACUCCUGUUAAUGGGUUGAUAUUUUUGACCUCCUCCCAUGAAUCAUGAAUGUUCUCAAUGGCAUCUAGAAUGGGGAGUCCCUUCUAUUAGGUUUUCAGUUUACUUUGCUCAGAUACAUCAGAGGAAUCAUAACUAUGACAGUGAAAACUGUAUGCAAUGUAUUUCUUAAAUAAGAAGACAUGAAAGCGGAAAUUACGCCUUCAUCCCUGAGCUUCAGAGUGAUCUCGUAUUAGCAGGUAUGAAAACAAAGUUAUUUCAUUGUAUAUCUCCAUCAGAGCUCUUAGGUGACCAGGUACAUUGUCAAGGAUUAGUAAUAUUUUGAAAAAAAUUUUGUUCUCUGAGCAGUAGGUAUCAACAGUGAGCUUAAAAUAUUGAGUAAACCAGACGGAUGCAGUGGCUCUCACCUGUAAUCCCAGCACUUUGGGAGGCUGAGGUGGGUGGUUCACCUGAGGUCCGGAGUUCAAGACAAGCCUGACCAACAUGGUGAAACCCUAUCUCUACUAAAAAAAAAAAUACAAAAAUCAGCUGGGCAUGGUAGUGUGUGCCAGUAAUCCCAGCUACUCAGGAGGCUGAGGCAGGAGAAUCACUUGAACCUGGGAGGCAGAGGUUGCAGUGAGUCGAGAAUGUACCACUGCACUCCAGCCUAGGUGACAGAGUGGGACUCCAUCUCAAAAAAAAAAAAAAAAAAAAAAAAAAAACUGAGUAAACCAUAGUAUAAAUAGUUGUGCUGUCAUUCAGGGUUUGUUGUUCCAUUUAUAGAGCACAGGCAGAGUAGAUUCAGCAGAUGUUUUAAGGGCCCUAGAAUUUUCAGAAUGGUAGGUGCACAUCAGCUUUAAUUUAAAGUCACCAGAUGCAUUAACCCUAACAAGACUCUGCCUGUCCUUUGAAGCCUUGAAGCCAGGCAUUGCCUUUUUCUCUCUAACCGUGAAAGUCAUAGAUAACAUACAUUUCCAGCAGAAGGCUGUUUCAUCAACACUGAAAAUCUAGCUACCUUCGUCAAUGAUCUGAGCUAGAUCUUCUGGAUAAUUUGCUGCUAUCAUACUUCCUGCUUCAUCUUGCACUAUUAUGUUAUGAAGAGAUCUUCCUUCCUUAAACCUCAUGAACCAACCUCUGCUAGCCUCAGACUUUUCCUCUGCAGCUUCCACACUUCUCUCAGCCCUUAUAGAACUGAAGAGAGUUCAGGGACUUCCCCUGAAUUAGAAUUUGGCUUAAUGGAAUGUUACGCUGCUUGAGCCUGUUAUCCAGACCAUUAAACUCUCCACACCAGCAAUAAUGCAAUUUCAUUUUCUUAUGAAAAUGGACGGUGUGUCCACUGGAUUAAUGUCCUUCAAGAACUUUGCCUUUGCAUUCACAAUUUGGCUAUCUGUUUUGUCCUAGCCUCUGGCCCACCUCAUCUUUUGACAUGACUUCCUUACGAAGUUUAAUCAUUUCUAGCGUUCGAUUUUAAGGGAGAAAUGCAUGAGAUUCUUCCUUUUACAUGAACAGGCCAUUGUAGGAUUAUUAAUUGGCCUAAUUUUCAUAUUGUUGGGUCUCAGAAAGUAGGGAGGCCCAAGGAGAGGAAGACAGCUGGGGAAACAGCCAGUUGGCGAAGCAGUCAGACUCCAGACAAUGUGUAUCAAUUAAGUAUGCUGUCUUACAUGGAUGCAGCUCAGGGUGCCCCAAAAUAGUUACAGCAGUAAUGUCAAGGGUCACUGAUCACAGAGCACUAUAACAAAUAUCAUAAUAGAUUUUGAAAUAAUACUAGAAUUACCAAAAUGUAACACAGACACAAAGUGAGCCCAUGCCAUUUGGAAAAUGGCACCAAAGCUUCCGGAUGGCUGAACACGUGGUGGUUCCUAGAGGAGGUGGCAUCUAGGGAGGCAAAGAAUCACCACACCACUUCCUCCAUCCCUUGGCUUGUGUGUCUCUUCAUCUGUAUCUUUUGUAGCAUCUUUUAUAAUAAGCUGGUAAAUGUGCUUCUCUGAGUUCUGUGAGCUGCACCAGCAAAUUAAUCAGAUUCAGUGAGGGCAUCUUGGGAACUCCAACUCGAAGCUGGUCAGAAGUUCUGGAGGCCCCAACUUGCAACUAGCGUCUGGAGACUGAGCCCCUAACCUGUGGGACCUGACACCCUCUUUAACUUUCAUUUUAGCAAUUACAGAUAACAAUAACCAAGGGACUGAAUAUUUUGCUUUUUUCUUGUUAGUUUGCAUUUCUUUAUGCCUCCAGUGGAAAAUACCCCCAUACAUUUGGUUGUAGAAGUCUUCCGUCCCUAUGAUUUUUGUGGUGUGAGAGCAGAGGGAAAACAAAUAAAGAAACAAGGUUUCAGAAAGUUUUUCCCUAAAUAAUUGUUGUCAGUGAAGCGGGAUUUGCUUGAACAGCCCUGACGCAUGGAAGCCAAUGGUUUGAAACGAGAAAGGAUUAAAGGGUGGGGGGAUAAAGAAUCUUCAGUUCCCAGGUGGCCACGUGGUCGCCCAUAGUAUGAAGCUGCAGCUAUGUUGAGAUCAGUUACUAAAGGUACAAGUUUUUAGCAGAGUUUACAGAUGGAUCCAACGCCCCAGGAAUUGUUCCACUGGAGGCAUAAAGAAAUGCAAACUAACAAGAAAAAAGCAAAAUAUUCAGUCCCUUGGUUAUUGUUAUCUGUAAUUGCUAAAAUGAAAGUUGAAGAGGGUGCUGGCUCAGGCCUUGCGGCUGGACUAAACUCAGAUGUGGGGCUGUCUCAACUCAGGCCACUAGCCUCAAAGCCACCCAGAAAGGGGAACAUUACGCCCGGGCCAGAAAGUACCUUUUGGAUCUUUGGACACCAAGAAGGUAGCGAAUGUGGGAGAAGGGCAAGGCAAUUACUCUUGAAACCAGAGGUGUCAUGUGAAGGAUUAUUCCAUUUUGUAUACUGAUAUCAUCAACUUUAGGCUGCUGCUUUAGGCAGCUCCAAUCCAAACAAUGGAGUUGAUUUUAGAACCCUAAAAUUCUCAAAGCUGGCUUUGUCUCCCGGGAAGGGCAUCAGCUGAGAUAACCCAAGUGGCAUUUGAGAAAAAGCAGGAGCAGGAAGGUCGCUCUCUGCCCACCCCCGAAUCCCGGGAGCAGGUCAUAAGCCCUUGUUUGAGGGGUUUAAGAAAGAAGCAUCCUUAUCUCUGAAGACACAGCCUUGCUGAGUUCCCCCAGUUUAUCUCCGUGAGAGCACACACACUCUGUCCGAUUCUACCAUUCCAUGGCGGCCACUGUUCAUCAAACCUAACUAAGCCUACGAUACACAAGUUUCCUGUUCUUUGGGCCAUUUUCUUAUGAAGACUCCUGUGCCACAGAAAACUUUUUAAAUAAAUGUGUAUGCUUUUCUCUUGUUAAUCUGUACUUUGUUACAGGGGCAUCGCCCAUAAUCCUGGUGAUGGGUGGGGGAAAAACAUCGUUUUUACCGUACAAAGGAAUAAAAAAAGAAGUAUUGGGUGUAUACAUUCUCAACCCAAUGAGAGAAUUCCAUUCUGUGUGACUUAUUUCCUCCCUAUGUUGUAUUAUUCAUGGACAGACCCUCUACUCUUGAUUCAUUUGAUUAAAAAAAUUGUGAACACUGCAUCCUGAACUGUGGCCCUAGAAUGAAGUGUCUUGCAGCUAUUAAUGACACCCAGCGGAAAGCAUCCAAUGGAUGCUUAGGAUGAGCCGAUAAAGAAUUUGGGAGAGCCCUUGCCCUGGACUUUCUGAGACAAUUUCCUUCUUCACAGCAGUGUUCAGGUUUUCUUGAGCCCUUAGCCAUGGGAAAGCUGUGCUCUCUUAUUUCUCCUCUGAGGCUGUCUUCUUCAUAGCUCGAUUGCAGUUCUGCAGCGCAGUCAAAAACCUGGGCAUUGGCCAGGCGCGGUGGCUCAAGCCUGUAAUCUCAGCACUUUGGGAGGCCGAGGCGGGUGGAUCACGAGGUCAGGAGAUCGAGACCAUCCUGGUCAACAUGGUGAAACCCCGUCUCUACUAAAGAUACAAAAAAUUAGCUGGGCAUGGUGGCGCGUGCCUGUAAUCCCAGCUACUCGGGAGGCUGAGGCUGGAGAAUUGCCUGAACCCAGGAAGCGGAGGUUGCGGUGAGCCGAGAUCGCGCCAUUGCACUCCAGCCUGGGUAACAAGAGUGAAACUCCAUCUCAAAAAAAAAAAAAAAAAAAAAAAAAAAAAAAAAAAAAAAAAAAAAAAGACCUGGGCAUUUCCCAGCAUUUUAUAUGUUGUGCCUGAGAAGGAAUCUGUACACUCUGGGUAAGAAGGAAUUCAAUCUUAGACAAACGGUGCUGUGUGAAUUACUAAAAGGCUUCCCUCUGGGCAACACUCAUUAUGGUUUGUGAUCAAGUUACAGAAUGUUCGUGUUGCUUCUUCAUCAGCUUUGUUUGUGAUUUGAUAUAGUUGAUCAAGAUUGCAAAGUGAUUUUAAUUUUUGUGCUUAUAUAUUAAGGAGUGGUCUCUCUGCUAUUUCAAGUGAGCCAUCUAUAAAAUUAACUUAAUCACCCAUUAGAUCUACAGACUAUAAAAAUGAAUAUUAUAUACAUAUAGAACUGCAUAUGUGUAAAAAAAUUUCUAACAAAUAUCUGGGCUACAGGUGUCACAAAAAGAAGGCUCACUUUUAGUGCACUCACUUUUAGAGCAAGCAAAAUAAUAUAUAUUACAGGUUAAGAAAGAGAAAAUAGCAAAAAAAAAAAAAAAAAAAAAGAGAAUUGAAAUAAACUGAAAUUCUUAUUUUCUUGUUUCCUUAUCACUAGGUUUUGCAGAAUCCAGCUCCAUGAGAAAGUUUUCCCCAUUAUCAGUCUCCUAGUAGGCUUUGUAAUUAGGAAAAAAACGCAAAACUCCCCCCUUCCUUUGCUAUGUUUUGGUUGCAUAAUCUUAUUCUUGGAUAUAGUCAACAUAAAUUUAGGGCUUAUAUUCAAAUCAAGUUUGUAAAAUAAAAUAUUUCUCUUUCAAAUUUGUGUCUGUAGCCCCCAUCCCUCAUCAGAUGUCAGGAAUAAUUGGUGGAUACAGGAUUUGUUCUUUAAAUAAGAAAGCAAGCAUUAUUUUCUUACAAAUGAGUAGAAACUGCUGAAAGAUAGGGCCCCUGCAUCAGACUUCUAUCUUGUGUUUCUGGGAGAGUUGUGGUGCCAAGAUAUUAUCCAUCUUUCUCCCCAUUUGUUCUAAAGAUCCCCAGGCCUCCCAGGUGCUGGAGAGUGAGAGAGGAUUUAAAGUCUUUCUGAGAGUGACUCCUCACAUUACUGUGGUUUUCUGUUACUAAUACAAGUGCUUUCCCAGCAUCUGUGACGCAGUUUUCUCUUUCUGUCUUUCUGUUCUCUAAGGUACUGAGCACAAGGUAUCUCAUUUUAAGAAACGGAACAGUGAAGCAUAAGCUUACACUUAUCAGAUGGCUUACACUUCACUCCAAGGGUUCAGAUCAUUCAUUCUCUGAUUUCCCCUUUGCUUUUCUGAGAAAAAUACAGUUGUAUGUUGACUAAGACUAAAGAAAUUCAGCUUUGUAGAAGGAACAGAGCAUCUCAGUUGCUGUAAGUUUUUGUUGUUAGUUAUUAUUUGUAACCAAGAGCUCUAAUUUUCCUAGAUCUGUCUGUUGUAGAGUGCAGCAGUAUCUUCUUUGGUGCUGCAGGAGAAGGGAUGCAGCCCUUCUUUCUGGGUUCUUUUGGCCGAAGAAGCCUUUCAAAACAUAAAAUGUAGGCUCCAUGAGCAAAGGUGUUUUUUGCCUCUUUUGUUGCUGUUCUGCCUGAUGUGUGGCACACAGUAGACUCUCUGUAAAUACUUAUGGAAUGAAUGAAUGAAUUCUCCAUGAAAUAGGUUUAGUGGAUGGGGUUUAUUAGAGCUUUAUAUCCAAUGACCUUCGUGUGGGGAGGCAAUAUUGCCAGUGAGUGUCAUGGUUGCCUUUCUAUUCCAGCUCUUUGUCCUGGGAAGAGCUUGCUGCAUCUUCUUGUUUCAGCAAUCGAAGAAGCAGAGUUCCCCUGCAAUUCUUCAAGGAGCCUUGAGAAUUCAGAAGGUCUUCGGGUGGCUGCAUCAAUCCUGCAGACAAAUGCCAGGUGGCAGAGAGGCCAUUCCCAGGGUCACAUGGCUGGCUGGGUUCAGUCUUGGCCAGGGAGCCACUGCGGCAAAUCCCACAGGAAUCCCAGAGUGACUCUCACUGAACGAUUUGGGAGAAAAUCACGGAAAAUGGGAAAGAAGAACGUGAGCAGCUGACCGUAUGGCACACGUCCACACUCGGGGCAGGCGCAGCAGUGCCCUCUGAUUCUCUCAUUUCAUUCUUCCUACAACCGUGCGAGCUACAAUCGGAUAAGAAACCUAGGUCUUGAAUGAUUCAUUUACCUUCUGUGGUCAAAGAUCUCGUGGUGGGAGCAGCAGAAGCAAAUGCAAGCAGGUGGCGUCUCGAGGAGUGAGAUCUCCAGCACCAUGGAGGAUAUCAGAACACAGAGGGGCAAAGGAUCGUGUCAAGGCCUCACUGCUGAUAAAGUUUUAACAGAAUGAUUUUUAUGUCAACACAAAUCCCUGUUUCGGACACACCUCUCGCCAAGAGCUGCUCCUCUCUCCCUUCUUCUGCCUAUUACACUUUCCCUAACACACCCACAUGCGUUUGUGUGCUUCAUUUCCUCCGCACAAGAGGGUGAGUGCCUGGUAUUACCCCUGGCAAUGCUGCAUCACACACAGUGUAAAUGUAUGUUGAAUAACCUACAUGUCCCUACAUAUGUUGAUGUGUAUACACACACACACUCAAAUGUGGCCGUAACAUGUUAAAUCUUAAAAGCAUGGUGCUGACUAAUGCCACGGUUGAGGAGGGAGAGUGCUUUGAGCAUGGGGCUUAGCCAGCUGGGGACCUGCAGCCUGCACUGAGGAACGGGAAGUCCUCACAUACCGAAAAGCUUCAGGGAGGACAUCCUUAAUAAGUCUGGCCAACGUUUUUUGAACACUUUUUUCCCACCAACAAUCUCUUUCCAAAGGUUCAUAUCAGGUAACAAACACAGCACACUCUUGAGAGAAUAAUGAGGUUUGAACUAAGGGUUAAUUUAGGUGAAUAGUGGCAACAUUUUGGAGAUAGUUGCGUUUUUAAGUGUUAUAAUUUUUGACUUGUUAAAUCGGUUUUAAUUUUCAGCUGUAGUAAAGAGCCACUGGAGGUUUUCCUGGGGGAGACUGAAGCACACAAAUUAUUUUUUUAAAAAAGGAAUUACAUUAGAAGUGGAAGUUACAUGGACCGAGUGAGACAAAAACCUUGAGGCAGGGAAGCCAAAUGAGAGAUGGUGCCUUGUCCUGGGCGAAGGUGUUGGAGAUGAGAGAUGGUGCCUCGUCCUGGGCGAAGGUGUUGGAGAUGAGAGAUGGUGCCUCGUCCUGGGCGAAGGUGUUGGAGAUGAGAGAUGGUGCCUCGUCGUGGGUGAAGGUGUUGAAGAUGAGAGAUGGUGCCUCAUCCUGGGCGAAGGUGUUGGAGAUGAGAGAUGGUGCCUCGUCGUGGAUGAAGGUGUUGGAGAUGAGAGAUGGUGCCUCAUCGUGGGUGAAGGUGUUGGAGAUGAGAGAUGGUGCCUCGUCGUGGAUGAAGGUGUUGGAGAUGAGAGAUGGUGCCUCGUCCUGGGCGAAGGUGUCGGAGAUGAGAGAUGGUGCCUCGUCCUGGGCGAAGGUGUUGGAGAUGAGAGAAGGUGCCUCGUCCUGGGCGAAGGUGUUGGAGAUGAGAGAUGGUGCCUCAUCGUGGGUGAAGGUGUUGGAGAUGAGAGAUGGUGCCUCAUCGUGGGUGAAGGUGUUGGAGAUGAGAGAUGGUGCCUCGUCCUGGGCGAAGGUGUCGGAGAUGAGAGAUGGUGCCUCAUCGUGGAUGAAGGUGUUGGAGAUGAGAGAUGGUGCCUCGUCCUGGGCGAAGGUGUCGGAGAUGAGAGAUGGUGCCUCGUCGUGGAUGAAGGUGUUGGAGAUGAGAGAAGGUGCCUCGUCCUGGGCGAAGGUGUUGGAGAUGAGAGAAGGUGCCUCGUCCUGGGCGAAGGUGUUAGAGAUGAGAGAAGGUGCCUCGUCCUGGGCGAAGGUGUUGGAGAUGAGAGAAGGUGCCUCGUCCUGGGUGAAGGUGUUGGAGAUGAGAGAUGGUGCCUCGUCCUGGGUGAAGGUGUCGGAGUGGCGUGUGAGGCACCCCCAGAGGAGGGCUGGGAGCUGCCUGCACACUGGGAUUCGGGUGGGAAGAGUCAGAUGACACCAUGUUUUGUAAGCAUAUAGUUGACAGAAAUAGCACAGUAAAGAAGGAACUUGGGCUUUGAGGAAAAUAUGUCAUCUGUUUUGCGUAGGCAAAGCAGAAAAUCAGAUGAAAAGCCUAUCGCCUUGGUUUAACUUGCUAAUAACUCUUAUAAAAUCUGCCCGUGACAGGGACAUAAAUGAUGAGUAAGACGCACAGUUAUUAUGGGGUUUCUGGUAUCUGUGUUUCUCUUUUCCCUAAUAAUUCUGAAAUAUAGAGAGGCUGUGUUCAGAUUUUCAAAGAAGCAUUAAUUCUCUCAGGUCAUUCUUUACAAUCUGCAGCCAUAUUUUUGCACUUAAGCAAAGAAUUUCCUUCUGGCUGGAUUUUCCCUCCCUCCCUCCUUUCCUGCCUCCCUCCCUCUCUCCCUUUCCUCUUUUCUCUUUUUUCUUUCUCCUUCAUUUCAUCUUUCUCUUUCUCCCUUCUUUUCUUUUCGUCUUUUUUUGUUUCUGUUUCCCUCUUCCCUCCCUUUCUUUCCCCUUUCCUCCCUUCCUUCCCUUCCUUCCUUCCCUUCCUUCCUUCCUUCCCUUCUUUCCUCCCUUUCCCCCUCCCUCCCUCCCUCCUUCCCUUCCUUCCUCCUUCCUUCUUUCUUUCCUUCCUUCCUUCCUCCCUCCCAUCCCUCCCUCCCUUCUUUUUUCUCUUUCUUCUUUACAAUACAUUCUACUCUGGUUUACAGGCCCUAAGAGUUAAUAGUAUUUAAAAGUCGACACCCGCAUUUAGUCAAAAUAAGGGUUGGGAACAGUUUAGUUUCUAACACGGUUUUCCCCCUUGUUUGCACUGGCAGUAAUGGUUGAGAAAUUCUCAUCGUUUUUAAACUAAUGAAAUAGCUCUUUAUGGUUUUAGAGGAGAUGCCCUACAGGAUUUGCAUCGAAUGAACUGUGACUCGUGAAGGUUUACUGUGAUUCUGGAGGUGCUGUAUCAAUGCCAGAGCCUUGGGACAAGACCACGUAGCAUGUAAGGUGGUGAGGAGCUCCUUCGCUAUUCCUGCAUGCCAAGGCUCAUGGCUGACUGUUACUUCAUAUUUAAAGAUAGAAUGUUUUGGUUUAUUUACUAGAGUAAAAGAUCAAGCAACAGAAAUGUGAAGGGGGCUGGCUGUUACUGCUUCCACCCUCUACCACAGACUUCUUAAUAAGACAGGAAAAUAAUAAAGUAAAAAGAAUUUCAGGUUAACAAAAAAUGUCAGAAAUUCCUACUAUUGGGAAGGGAAUUUCUACUUCUGUGUCCUGGAAACAUAACAAAGGCAAAAAAGAUGACUAUACGAUGUUCAAGUUCUACAUUUUUCCAACUUCAUAGUGAAGUGGUGUCAUCGUCUGGUGUAAAUCCCCGUAGUUCGAUGUCUCACACCAGGAAAGUUAAGGACACAGAUGCACAUGGAGGAGUUUAGGAGUGAGAUUUACUAAGCAGAGUGAGAAAGAGAAGAGAGGGGCUUCUGGAAGGGAAAGGCCGGCCAGUGGCAGAGUGCCCCAGGCUUUGUACACAGUUUCAGGGGCGGUGUCUGGUUUACAAAGGGCCCGCAGAUUUAGAUCAGGUGUGAGGUUUACACAGCAUGCAGAGGAGUCUGGCCACGCCACGCUACUAUUCUUAUGCAAAUGGACUUUCCAAGUGAUUGGUGCCAUCUUGUCUGCUCCUUACUGCACAUGUGGCUGGCAAAGGGAAGGGGAGAUGGGCCGGGUAGCUUCUUCCUGCUGUUGUCCACCUGUGCGAGCUUCCGGCCGCUUUGUCUGUGUCUGCAGCUCAUUCUUAGAAAGUGACUUUGGGACUUUUCAUUAAAACAGAAAAUCUUUACCGAGGACUUCCGUACCUUCACUAUCUGCUUAAGUAAUUUCUUUUUAAUUCCUAUAUCCACAGCAGGACUAAACAAUGAAUUGUAGUAUCUUAAAGUCACGGUUGAUUAAGUAUGAUUCAGAAAGGCGACUCGGUUCUGGAUAGAGUACCCCAAAACAGGUGACCUUGGCAUCUGAGGAAGCGGCAGAUGCAGAAAGGUCACUCUCACCUUCCUCUUGCUCCAUCUCCCAUGAAACAGGCCAUAAAAUAACUCUCUGACCUUCCUCUAAAGCAGAUCAUAAGACCUUCACUUCAGGGCUACCCUCCCUAUACCCUAGGAAAGGAACAUCUUCGUCCUUCAAGACACAGAGAUUCCAAGAGGAAUCUGAAGAAACAGGCCUUGCUCAAUUUCUCCCCAUUUAUUACUAUUGUAUCAAGGCUUUCGGUCUCCAGUCAUAUGUCCCUGCUACACCCUUCAUUACCAACUUUAGCAUAAAAAUGCACAGGGUUUCCUGUUCGGUCUUCACUUGCAAAGUCUUCACAUCAUGUAAAACUUGCAAUAAAUGAAUGUGUAUGCCUUUCUCUUGUUAAUCUGUCUUUUGUUGUAGGAAUCUAAGUUAUGAACCUGACAACAAGAGGGGAAAACAAUCUCUAAUCAUACUUCACGAUCACCGCGAUCAUGACGCAGAAUGUGUCCCUCACCCCAAUUCUCCGUGCCUCGUGGCAGGGGGUCCUCUCCCCCGAGACCCAGCGCUCGCAGCCACCCAUCUGCUUCCUGCUCCUAGCGUGGCCCUCUCUAGAAAGGCAUCUGAAUGGAAUCAUACAGUCUGGGCCUGGAUUCUGUCACUUGACUAAUAUUUUUUAUUUUCCUUCAUUGUUGGCUGUAUCGGCCGUUGUUUCCUUUUCACGGCUUAGUAAAAUUCAGAUGUAUAAAUGUACCACGAUUGACUUACCCACUGAUGGAAAUUUUGAUUUUUUUCUUCUUUCCCUCCAGUUUUGGGCUACUGAGAAUAAAGCUGCCGGAAUAUCUGCCUGCACAUAUUUGUGCAAACACACAUUUUCAUUUCUCUUGGGCAACUAUCCAGGAGUGUGACUGCUAAGUCUUGCGGGAAAUAUUUGUGAAACCUUCUUGCAGUCCUACAAGCAAUUUAUGAGAAUUCCAGUUACUCCUCAUCCUCAGCAUCAUUCGCACAUGAGGACGCCGGGAAGCAUCUGAGAAUACUAACAGGCCUGGUGAGAAAACCGUUGCCUCUGCUGCUGUUAGGUCCUUCCUCCUUGGUCCAGUCAUACUUCUCCAGGGCCAUCAGCUUCCUGAAUCCAGCAUCAGAUGCACAGAUCACGCUGUUCCUCCUGUCACCUGAGACCUGCUUUGGUAAAUGUGCAGCUUUCUGCUUGCUAAUCUGUCUCUUGUUACAUGGGCUCCAGCCACGAACCUAGUGAUGGGUACGAAAGGAAGUCUUUCCUCCCCCGUCCAAGUCACUGUGAUACGUGUGAUGAGGGGUCUGCAUAGAGACCCCACUAAAUCCCAUCUCUUCACAGAGACACAAAACCUUUACUUCGAGCCAACAAAAUAUCCCUAAACCUACUCCUCACUUGGAAAGACAAAAGCUAUUACGAUGUGGGCAAAACUAAGCUCAGCAAGAAAAUGCUGUUAGUGCCUCUAGUUUUUCUUUCUCCGUGAAAAAUGCAAUAUGGUUAAAUCCUUUCCCCGCAUAAUCUCUUUUUGAUAUAAUAUUUUGUCUUCAGCCACAUUGGACUUCAAGAUCUGAACAUAAAGUUGAAAACCUUGAGAGAGUUACUUGUAAUCUUCUAGGGUCGAUAGAAAGCCUUUCCAUGGGCUUUUCUGAGGAUAAACAUCCAACCCCUGUGGUACAGUCUGAAGUCUUUUCUGCCUCCAUAAAGGUUUAGAAAAAGCUCAGAUUCUUCCACAAAUGAGCUAAUUGAAAGCCACACACACAAACACCCAUCACAAUUGUUUUGACAGUGAAUAAAAAUUACUGAUAAUGUGGAAAUAUAUUUUCUUUUUGACUCUGAAAACAAAUGUUUCUCUUUUACAGGUUUCCUGUUAAGUUUAUGUGAACAACAGAAGGUUACACACACACACACACAAACACACACACGUAUGCACACAUAUACACAUGUAUAUACACACAUACACACAAGUAUAUACACAUGCACAUACACACACAUACACACACAAACACACACAUAUGCACACAUACACACAUGUAUAUACACAUACACACAAGUAUAUACACACGCACUUACACACACAUACACAAACACACACACGUAUGCACACAUAUACACAUGUAUAUACACAUACACACAAGUAUAUGCACACGCACAUACACGCACACACACACAUAUGCACACAUAUACACACAUACACACAAGUAUAUACACACACAUACACACACAAACACACACACGUAUGCACACAUACACACACAUAUAUACACACAUACACACAAGUAUAUACACAUGCACAUACACACACACACACUUGACUGGGAUUCUGAAAACCAAAUUAUCAUUGUUAUUCUUAUGGCCUGUUUCUACUUUCACUGUUUUUGUUGAGAUGAGGCAGGCGCUGGAUGGGAGUUGAAUGUGGUGUAGGACAGGAUGUCAAUUUUAGAACUCUCUUGGGCUUUAUGCAAAUUUUCAGCCAACUGGAAACUUCUUGAGGAAAAACAAAGAGGAAAAGGUGCUGUUAGACCUUCAACUGUAAGUCAGUUUCACAAAAUUAUUUUUUAAUUUUUUGCUUAAAAUAUGGCUCCAUUUUUUAGUAUAUUAUUUUGGCUCACCUGCUUCUCUAUGUAUGUUAAUAAAUAGAACACACUGUUUGCCUUUGGCACAGUGUUGUUUGUCUCAGUGCAUGUUGUUAGGGUGGCCACAAGGUGACCGGAUUAGGAGGUGAUGGUCCUUGGAAGCCCAUCUGCCAUCUAAGCCCUGUUAGCAUUUUCCUUUACUAAUGCUGGGGAUACUUCAGAAGAGGCACAGCAAACAUGAACGUUUUAUUACAAAGUUGCCAGUCUUGCUGGGCGCGGUGGCUCACGCCUGUAAUCCCAGCACUUUGGGAGGCCGAGGCGGGUGAAUCACAACGUCAAGAGAUCGAGACCAUCCUGGUCAACAUGGUGAAACCCCGUCUCUACUAAAAAUACAAAAAAAAAUUAGCUAGGCACGGUGGCGCGUGCCUGUAAUCCCAGCUACUCAGGAGGCUGAGGCAGGAGAAUUGCCUGAACCCAGGAGGCGGAGGUUGCAGUGAGCCGAGAUCUCGCCAUUGCACUCUGGCCUGGGUAACAAAGGCAAAACUCCGUCUCAAAAAAAAAACAAAGUUGCCAGUAUUUGUCCUUAGAACAGGUCCAUUGAUAAAGGCGCUGCAGGGUUUGAAAGGUUCCCACUGCGACGUCAUGGCAACAUUACUGAAAUUCUUACCUCUCCAAGUGGGGUGAGGGAGGGUAGAGGGUGGGGGUGUCCCUGCCAGAACUCACUGCUUAAUAAUCUUCUUUUAGUAGCAGCACAGGGUCACGUUCCUAUGAUCAAAUACUAUUCCAAGUGAAUAUGAAAUGAAUUCAUAACCACAGAAUAUUAAAGACCCUAUCCAAUAAAAGAGCAGAUUAAAUGUCAGAUCUUCAUUAGGGCUUCUUUAAUCCAAGUUCUUUUUGUGGUUUUGUGACAAAUCCUUUCAUUCUGGCACUUGAACCUAAGACUCUUAGGUCUAUUCUCAUUUGAAACAAAGGGGGAUUUAAUUAUUUUUAAAGUAGAAUUUAUGGUCUGGUGGGUAAGACUCAUAAGUGGAAUCUGGAAAGCCUUUAAUUUUAAUGUUGGAAUGAUUGACGUCUCUGAUCUUACAGAGCUGUAAAGCCCAGUGACUUGGUUUCCAUAUAGGUUAAAAACAGAAUCCCAUAAAAUGGGUAAAUAUUUGUAAUGGUGUAGAUUGGUAACAUUUAUCAGGUGACAUCAGGAUUCUUAAUAGUCUGGAGUGGGUUCGUGUAAUUCUGAAAAAAAUAUAGUCACUAAUUCUAAGCAAGUUACUCCAUCAAUUACAAUUGAUUUAAUUAGUUAAUAUUUGAGAAAUAUUUUAGAGAUGGAAGGCAUAGUGGGAUAUAAUUAUAUCCGGGCCUGCAACAAACCAGACUUUGGUAGUAUUCUCGUUUUUCAGAUGAGAAGUAUAUUGCAUGGACAGGAAACCCCAACAGGAGAGAGCUUCCAGAAUGCCCAUCCCAGGUGACUUCCAGGGAACCCUAAAGUGUCAGAUCCAAAAGCAGCACGACUCUGCCACAAAAGAGUUGAUUCAGUAGACGAAUGAAACUAGCCUGCAAAACUUAGAAACAACUUUCAUUUUAUUUUAUUUAUUCCAAAUAAUUUAUAAUUUAUUAUUUCCAAGUGCAUUUAUGGUCCUGGUUAUUGGCAUGCAAAAUAAAAAUGGAAAAACUAAAUUUAGCUACCAGAAACCAAAUCUAUGUGUUCAUAUUUCAGAAAAUUGUACUCUUUCAAAGCUCAAGUCAGGUGUUCGUCGUAUUUGAAGAGUUUCUGUGUGAGAGAUUAUAGCAUUUAGACCCUCAUGGUGGGUUCAGCUAUGAAAGAAAUGGUCUCAUACAUAACUCCAUUUUGGUUUAUUAAUUUGCAGACCAAAGAGUUUCAAUUGUAAUUCUUUGUAGCCAGAAUACUUACGGUACAGUAAUUAGUACUGCUAUUAAGGACGACUUAAGACAAAACAGUACUGUGAUGGAUUCUAGAUGACGAGAUCAAAGAUUCACGUUCACCUGACUGUACUGAUUACAUUUUAACUACUGAUUCUUGUGACACAGGUUUUGGUGGUUUCAAAGAUCACUUGAAAUAAAGUAAGUUGUUAAUAUUCAAAAAGCAGCCGGGCGCGGUGGCUCAAGCCUGUAAUCCCAGCACUUUGGGAGGCCGAGGCGGGUGGAUCACGAGGUUAAGAGAUCGAGACCAUCCAGGUCAACAUGGUGAAACUCCGUCUCUACUAAAGAUACAAAAAAUUAGCUGCGCAUGGUGGCGCGUGCCUGUAAUCCCAGCUACUCGGAAGGCCGAGGCAGGAGAAUUGCCUGAACCCAGGAGGCGGAGGUUGCAGUGAGCCGAGAUCGCACCAUUGCACUCCAGCCUGGGUAACAAGAGCGAAACUCCAUCUCAAAAAAAAAAAAAAAAAAAAUACUCAAAAAGAUAAUAAAAUAUAAAAUAUCACAAAACGAGUAUCAUGUAAGACCCUAAAAUAGAAAACAGUAAUUAAGUGGGACCCGUGUAUAUUUGCAUUAAGUCAUUAAACUAAAUCUAUUCCUUUUUUGUUAGGAUACGACUCUCAUACGUCAGAUAUAGCAAAUACAGCCCCCGUGAAACCUUCAAUGUCUUUCUGUGUAAACUUGUAGAAAUACGGGCUGGUGUAUAUCACGUUUGCAGAGGUUUUGGUUCACUUCAACAGCUGUAUUCUGGAUGUGUUGAUGAAUCGAUAUUAGCCUUGGAGAGAAUCUAGUAGUAUGACAAGCGGUUAAGUGAUUCGUCAUCUUCCAUUUUAUGUAUAUAUUUUUAUCAAUGCCUUCGUUAUUGAAAGUACUCAACGAAUAUGUGUUGAGAAAGAAAGUGACCAAUUUAUAUAAAGCAUGGACAGUGUGCUUAGCGGGUAACGACAGUUGAAGAGGCAGAUAUUCAGAAUGAGGUUUUUAGGUUACAUUAGAGGGUGAGACCAACCAGGUAGAGCUUUACAGGGGUUGAAGCAAAGUUAUGGCUGUAGUUAAAAGAACUAUCUAUGUGAGUAUCAGGCAGUUACUGAUAUUGAUGUAAAUAUCCUGACAUCAGUUCCUGUGGGCAAGGCCAGGGGACGGAGGUAGGAUGUGAGUCAGCUGCUACAAUUAUUCACCUGCAGGGACUGUGGGUUACUUGCAUUCUAAUCCUCAGGAAUUAGCCUGGCAUCUGGGCAUGAAGGGCACUCAUCAAAGGUUUGUUUAAUGUGGCAGAUUGUGUUUUUUAACCAUGUGUGAUCACAAUUUCUUCCACAGGCUCUUCUAUACCUGACCCCUGUCAAGCAAUGGAGUCCACUUCUCCUCCUCCUUAAUAGGGGCAAGUGUAAUAACUUCUUUGACCAAUGAAAUGCAGCCAAAAUAUUACUGUGCUGGUUCUGGAUGUAGCCCUUAAAUACUCCCAAAGCUCCUGUUUCCUGCUUUUUAGAAGUCAGCUGCCAUUUUAGAAGUGUGACUACUUUGGGAUUCUCAAGCUAUUAAAAGUCCAAGCCAUGGAUCACCUGGGGUCAGGAGUUUGAGACCAGCCUGACCAACACAGUGAAACCCCAUCUCUACAAAAAUUAAAAAUUAGCCGGGCAUGAUGUUGGCAGCCUGUAAUCCCAGCUACUUGGGAGGCUGAGGCAGAAGACUUGCUUAAACCUGGAGGCGGAGGCUGCAUUGAGCCGAGAUUGUGUCACUGCACUCCAGCCUGGGUGACAGAAUGAGACUCCAUCAAAAAAUAAAAAGGCCCAGCUAAGUGGCAGUUUCCUUAGAGUUGGAGAGGAGCACAUGUGGAGGCCAGUCGGGGGAAGGGUCAUGGAGGGGAGUGAAGACCCCAGGCUGGAGAUGCGUCCACGUGGCUUCCGGAUGACUCCAGCCCCACUGCUGUCUAACUACCUGGGAGAUUCUAAUCAUCAACUAUAAGGCCAGUCAAACCAGAGAACGAUGAAAUAAACUAAUGAGCUGCUGGUUUAAGUCAUUAACUUUGAGAGUGACUUUAAUGUAGAAACAGAUGUCACUGAAUGACUGAAAGAACUGUAAUUGGAUUCUAGAGGAGUAUUGGUGUGGAUGGCAUCCAUAUGCAAUUUCUAUUUCUGGGAAGGGGAAGAAAAAUGGGAAAGAAAAUAUGCCAAUUUCAUUAAAAUGUAAAGUACCUUUCAGUCCAUUUUUUGUUGCUAUCACGGAAUACCACAGGCUGGGUAAUUUAUAAUGAACAAAAAUUUAUUAACUCACAUUUCUGGGGGCUGGAAAGUCUAAAAUUGAGGGGCCGCCAUGUGACAAAGGCCUCCUUGCUGUAUUAUAACAUGGAGAAGAAGUCCCAGGAGGAGCAAAGAGAGGGAGGAAGACAGAGACCUUCCGCAAUAAGAGCAGCAGCUCAUGCAUGAAGGCAGCGCCCUCAGGACCGAAGCACCUCUUAAAGGUACCACCUCCCAGUAUCAUCACAAUGACAAUUAAGUUUCAACUUGAGUUUUGGAAGGGACGAGCAUUGAAACGAAAGCAGCUUUUACAUAGAAGACUGAGUAAGCUGAGUUCGCUGUACCCCACAGGCAGAACUGAGGGCAGGAGUGAAAUCUACUAGGAAGCCCCUGCCCUUUAAAAUUAAAAUGUUGGUGGGAGUGUAAAUUAGUUCAACCAUUGUGGAAGACAGUGUGGCGAUUCCUCAAGGCCUUAGAAAUAGAAAUUCCAUUUGACCCAGCAAUCCCAUUACUGGGUAUAUAUCCAAAGGACUAUAAAUCGUUCUAUAAGGACACAUGUGCACGAAUGUUCAUUGCAGCACUGUUUACAAUAGCAAAGACCUGGAAUCAACCCAAAUGCCCAUUGAUGAUAGACUGGAUUGGAAAAAUGUGGCACAUAUACACCAUGGAAUUUUAUGCAGCAAUCAGAAAUGAUGAGUUCGUGUCGUUUGUAGGGACAUGGAUGGAUCUGGAGAACAUCAUUCUCAGCAAACUGACACAAGAACAGAAAAUGAAACACCGCAUAUUCUCACUCAUAGGCGGGUGAUGAAAAAUGAGAACACAUGGACACAGGGAGGGGAGUACUACACA
Messenger RNA from Callithrix jacchus (white-tufted-ear marmoset), 19226 nucleotides. The record is from RefSeq and is a predicted model, not a curated record. NCBI's taxonomy places the organism in Eukaryota, Metazoa, Chordata, Mammalia, Primates, Cebidae.